GGCGCGGGCGGAGCAGCCGGGUGGCGGCGGCGAGCACGGGUGGCGCUUCCUCUGCGGCGCCCAUGGGGACAGGACGACUUUAAAGGAGUUUGGGGGGGUUCUGGCGCUGGGCGACCACGGAUCCAGCGAUUCCUGCCCUCGCCUCGCCCUGUCAUUGAUGGGAAAUCAACUGGAUCGCAUCACCCAUCUAAAUUACAGCGAGCUGCCGACCGGAGACCCCUCGGGGAUCGAGAAGGACGAGCUGCGCGUCGGGGUGGCUUACUUCUUUUCGGAUGAGGAGGAGGACCUGGACGAGCGAGGCCAGCCAGACAAGUACGGCGUGAAGGGCUCCGGCAGCCCUGGGCAGGAGACGCCCACCCACCACCUCCACCACCCGCUGGUGCUGAACGAGACUCAGUUCUCCGCUUUCCGCGGCCAGGAAUGCAUCUUCUCCAAGGUCAGCAGCGGCCCCCAGGCUGGGGACCUCAGCGUCUACUCGGUGUCAGCCCUGCCCGCCCUCUGCAAGCCGGGGGACCUGCUGGAGCUGCUCUACCUGGGGCCGUCGGAGCACCCGCCGCCGCACUGGGCCGUGUACGUGGGCGGCGGGCAGAUCAUCCACCUGCACCAGGGGCAGAUCCGCCAGGACAGCUUGUACGAGGCGGCCGCGGGCAACGUGGGCCGGGUGGUGAAUAGCUGGUACCGCUUCCGCCCGCUGGUGGCGGAGCUGGUGGUGCAGAACGCCUGCGGGCACCUGGGCUUAAAAAGCGACGAGAUCUGCUGGACUAACUCCGAGAGCUUCGCCGCCUGGUGCCGCUUCGGGAAACGGGAGUUCAAAGCCGGGGGGGAGCUGCAGGCGGCUGCUGGCACCCAGCACCAGCAGCAGUACUAUCUCAAGAUCCACUUGGCAGAGAACAAGGUGCAUACGGUGAGGUUCCACAGCCUGGAGGAUCUAAUACGCGAGAAGCGCAGGAUCGAUGCCAGUGGCAAACUGAGGGUGAUCAAAGACCUGGCUAUAGUGGAUGGGAAAGAAUAGAGAGGAGCAGGAGUACGUGGCUAUCUUCCUUCUGCCCUGCCCGGGGAGACCAGCCUGCUGUAGAGUCGGGAGGCUGCACCCUCCUUCCGUGGGACGCGACUGGAAGCAGGAUCCAUGGCAACAUUCCAAAAAAAACCAGCAUUCUUUACACCCAUAGCCAGUAUUUUGUUUGGCUUUUAAUAGCAUUAAUGCUGAAAGAGUGAGAGAGAGGAAGGAAAGAGGGGGGAGGUGCAGGAAGGCUGUUCUCAGAGUAUGUGGACAAAGUCUCUCCUGUCAAUCUAUGUUGACCAUUCUAGCAACAUGCCAAUAAAAUUUCAAAUUGAAAUUUCUUUUUAAAUUUUUAUUUCAUGGCUUUAAUCCAUGAUAAGUUUUAAGCAUCUGGGACCGUGGAUGUGGAUGUAGCUAAAUGAUGUUCUAGCUAAUAUUUGCCUUGUGGCCAACCAAAAGCAUCAGUCAUACUUUGCUAACUGGGAGAGAAAGGGGGUCUUGGGGUAGAGGAUAAAUGCCUGUUUGUUUCUUCACACAGCUAGUUCAGCCUGUAGCUGCAACCCGAAUUUUGUCCCAGCCAGCUCUGGCAAGCUAUUUAUUAGGAAAAAAUACUUUCACAUUUCUGGCUGAAAUCUAUCACAUUUGAAAUAUUUGCCUUUGCUUUCUGUUUGCAGCUCUCUGCUAAAUGUCAUCAUAAUGUAUAAGCUCUUACAAGCUCUUUCCACCUCUUCCUACCCUCCCUGCUUUUUUUGGGGUUUGUUUUGUUUUGUUUUGUUUUUUUGUUUUUAAAAUUGGUGGACAGCUGUUUUUUAAAACUAAAUUCAUUGGUUAAAAGAAAGUGGUGUAUUUUGGAGAACAAUAUAUUCAGAGAUGCAGCUGCUAGGAUUUCAUGCUUGAGCUGUGGAUUUUUUACCACUGCUUUGAUAUCUCUUCAUACACAGGUCAACAGAAUCCUGCAAGAAAGAAUUUUGAAUUCUGCAUGUUACCUCUUUGGGACAGCAAUUUAUUGCAUAUUUACAGCUCCACUUAAAGAAAUAGAUGUAAUGUGGCCAAGUUCAUCUUGCAUUUCAAAUUCCCAGCAACUAAAAAUUCUGUUCAGUGUAACUUUAGAAAUCCACAGCAGAAUUUAAAAGAUGCCUUUUAAUGUGAUGUAAGCAAUGCCUUGUCUGUAUUUCAGAUCCUGUUCACUCAUUGCUUAAUUCUAACUUUUGAAGUGAAAGAUCAGAGAAUUAAAUAUAUUUUAAAAAAAUCUAAACAAGUAUACUGGGGCAUUUCUUUUUAUUAUUCUGAGCUGCAUACAACUUGUAAUUUUGUCUUUGCAUGUUUCAGUAUAUUUGGUUUUGUUCUGUCUUCCAACAUCAAUGUCAGAUGACAGAAAUAGUAGCCCUCUUUUGUGUAUAUAUGGUACACUCCACCCCCUAUCAAUGUACUGGUCCCAAAUCUUUUUUUAAUUUUUUUUUAUUAAACAGUGUCAUAAGCAACCUUGUUGCAACAUUAAUUUCUCUUCUACAAAGCAUUUGCGUGCUAUAGCUGAAGCUUCUAGGGUGGAGUGUACUUUGUUUUAAUAAAAGUGUUAGCAUAAAUAUCUUUAAGAAAAAACCUGCACCCUUAAAACUGUGCUUCUCCAGUGAAGGUCAUCUAAUUGGCUUUGUCCUUGCUAAUACAUAGGGAAAAAUUCUCACAAUAGGCAGUGUUACUUUUAUCACUUUCCCUAAGGUACCUUGUUUAGUACAACACAGGGUAAAAAUGUGAAUUCUAAUUGCUGUCAAAUUACUAUUGAAAUAGCCUCAAACCACAGCAAACUUUUUAAUAAAUGCUUGUGUGAUAUUUUAGCUUUAUAUAGGCAAUAGUGGCUGUCUGAUGAUAACUUUUUCCAUAACAUGAACAGAAUCCUCUACCUGGUGUUUGUGUAGCUUAUUGUUGCACAUCAGAUUGCCUGAAUUGUCUGCUAGAGCUGAUUUCCCUGUACCACUUAGUGGGAGCAGUGUGGGAUUGCAGAAGGGCAUUGGCUUGACAACAAGGCACAAAACACUGAUAGGAGAAUGAAAGAUGGGCAAAAGCAAUUUAUUUGAUUUUUUUUUUUCCUUAUAAAAAUAUGCAUUAGGGACCUGAAGUUGCAAGAGGCAAGGAGAAUUAAAGGAAGAGGGAAUAAGUACCAGAAUGUUUAUGAAUGAAGGCAAGAAGAAGAAAGUCAUAGCAUUAUUUUUGAUUUCUGGAAUGCUUUUUCUUCAAAUUGCUGUUAGAUAAAUAAUGUAAAGUCUUAGUCAUUUGCAUAAGAACUGAAGAAAAUACAUUGGAAAUAGUAACAACUAGUAUUAACCUAGGCAAUACUUUGCCACGACUGUUUUCAAACACCAGUUGGUAAUCAGCAGCAAAGGUACCCAUACAGCUUUUAUUGUUGUUUUUUCUUUAGCUAGAUUUCAGUCCAGAACUACUGGCAGCAAUCUGGUCCUUAUUCAUAGCCCAUUGAAGUUAAUGGUUCUUGCUGACCAGUGAACUUUGGGUCAGAUUGUUAGGAGGUGGUUAAAAUUUGUGGAGCUUGAGGAAGAGUGAGAUUUAAAAUGACACUUCAGAGACCAGAAGGGCCACCUUUCUGAGAUGAGAGACAGGCAACACUGAGAAAAUAUGGGAAGAAAACAGACAAGGUCUGAAACAAGUAGUAUUAACUUGAGAUGGCAGUAGGAAAUCUGUUUAAAAGGCUGAAUGAAAAGUGGAUAUAAAAGUUGUUCAGUGCCUUGGAACAAGAAUCAGAAGGCAGGGAGCAGUCAGCUGCAAAGAAAGGAAAUGAUAAAAAUGACUGACAGUAAAAAAAUGUAAUUGAUUGUAUUCAUCAUUCAGGAUCAGUGGGCCUGGCAGAGUUAACAUUUCCAUUUCCAGCACUGAAGAUAUUGACAAAUUGCAUUAUAUCUGUGGAAUCUGUUUGCUUUCGUUGGUCUAGCUACCUAGGGUAAAUAUUUACAUCUUGUUCAUUGCUCUUGAAGUACUGACUGGUAAUAUGACAGCAAUGUCAAGAUAUUUUGCAGUCUUUUUUCUGUGUCACAGUUCAAACUUUCUGUUAGCUAUUUGAGUAACAGUUCUAUAGAAUUUCUUUUGCUUAGAUAUGAUUCUCUUUUCGAAAUGCAAUCUUUUGGAUUGCUUUGAGACUUAACAUUUUAUUAAAAAUUCAAUUUGUGUCCUCUAGAAACAUAGAGAGUGUUUGUGAAAUGUUUUCCUGUCAUGACCAGAAUGUUUACUGCUUAUUGGCUGUGCAUAUUGGGAGAGGACUCUAAGGAUGGGUAGCAAAAUAGAUUUUGCUACUGUAAGAUAUUUUUCUCCAUCCUCAUGUCUCCAGAGGACUUUGUUUUGAUUUUUUUAGGAUUCUUUUUCUUCUUUCAAGUGUUACGGUUGUAUAAAAUGAAAAAAUCAAAAACAAACAACAACCAACCUAAACCAAAACCCUCCCAGCAUGCUUUUCACGGCAGUAUGCUAUUGAUCUGUAUAGUGGAUUUCAGGUUAAAAGCAGGGUGCAGCAAGACAUGGCCUUUGGGCUGUGACAAGAAGUGGCCCUUGGUCUGUGCUAGAAUGUGCACAUUCUUAAUUAUCUUGCCUCAUUUCACUUAAGUGUCUUUCAUAUUCAGGUAAGUAAUGUGCAAAACUGCCAGAGUUUAUAGACCUGUUUAUGUGAUGUAUUGAAGGUCUGUAACUCCAGCCAUGUUUGCUGGAGUUGAAGGAACACUGUCUCACACAGAGCAUCUUGUGGGGUCAGGUGCUUCAGCCUGCCAAGCUCUCCACCCUCUGUCUGCAGCUACAGAGGAAGUGGUCUGGGGAAGCUGCUGCUAAUUUCAGUAUUUACUUAUUUUCUGUGAAAGAUUUCUACUAGAGUAGUGUAUGGACAGUAUCCUGCCCGUAAUUAUACUUGGAUGUGACUAAAACAUUCUAUGUGCUGCUGCUUAUGGUGUGAAAACACUCUGCUUCCUGCUUUAUAACCCAGGAGAAAGAUAGAAGUCCCAGUGCCAAAGAAGUAAUCUGGAAAUACUUAAGGAGGUAUGACUGAGCUACAGUGCUGGGGGAGUUUCACUGCAGAAUUAAGGUGUAGGGGAUAACAGGACUAGAGUGUGAUCAAGUGCUGCUGUUAGUUUGAGUGUCAGUGUUUCCAUGGCAAGUGUGGAAUUUAUUUGCUUACCUUAUUAUGAAGAAAUAUUAAACUUUUGUGUCCUACGAAUUCAAAUUUGAUAUGUGAAGCUGCCCUAUGUUCAUGGAUCUUCUGACUCAAUAUUAGUUUGAUCUGUCAGGGUUUUUUACAAGUUUAUUGUCAAGAAAAUUAAUGAAUACUGACUGGGAACAGAUACUUUACUGAACUGCUAGUAAAUCAGAAAGAGAGUAGUGUAGAUAUUAGGUUGAAAAAAGGGAAUGAACUAAAAAUCUUCUGUUACUGGGUAUAUCCACAGAUUUGUUCCAGAUGAUAUAGAUAGAAUGUAUACAGAUAUAAACUGCCAGUGUUGUAUUUUUCUGAAGUGGUUGUGGCAUUCUACAUUCUCUUUUGCAAAAUACUGUUAUCUGUCUAAUCCAAAUCCCUAGUGAAGUUCUAUUUUUUUUUUUUUUGCAAUUUUUUUUGAAAUUACAUUGAAGUUAACAGUUAUUCAUAUUUGCCUUUGAGAAAUAAGCUAGAUUUUUUUUGUUAAAGGAUUUAUAAUUGCACAGUUAGUAAUAUGCACUUUCAUUUCUUAAUAUUAAGUAUUUUGCAUCAAGCACAAAUGUAUUUUAAUGGAUAUGUCCAGAGGAAUGACAGAACUGCCAUUAGCAGUCCAUUCAAAUUAAGAGUAUGUUUUUUGGGUUUUUUUCAUAUUUUAAUUAUGGAACCUUGGGCAUUUCUGCGGAUGAUGCAUGUAUGUAAAACUGCAGGAUCAGGAUUUUUAAAAUAAAAGAUCUCCCCUUUACGUGGCAACUUUGGGCAAAAAUCAAGGAGUAGGACAUAGCCAGGAUCAAGACCUCAGCAACAACCUCCUAUGGAAUUUAGUGGAAGGCUCAUGUGUGUGAUGUCUACCAUAAGGGCCUUAAUUACAUUUUCUCACUUGUACAUAUAUAAUCAUCUAUGCAAAUUGGCAUUUUCCUGGAUAGAGAGGUUUAAUGCUUUUCAAACAUCCCUUGGACUUUCUCAUGUGUCUGUGUGGAUAUAUGUGUUGGGGCCAAAUGAAAAAUUGGAGUUUAGUGCUGCAGAGCCAAUAUCUCCAGCUGUUUUGUCAGGAACUCAGGUGGAAUUUGGAACCAGUGUGGCUACAGCAGGAAAGGGUGGAAGAAUUUGCAGAUAAACUUCAGGAUGUUCAAGGAAGAUAUUCAGAGCUAAGCUUGAAAUUCCAUUCUUCUCCAAGGUGCAAGAGGGUAACUCUGCACCCCUAAUACAUGAAACCAUUCACACUUUGGAGAUCCAUGCUACUGCCUAGGCAAAAUAGGGUGGAGUAAAAUAUGCAGUGUCUCAUCAGCCUUAAGAAGCAAACAAUUUUUCACAGUUUAAACACUAUUUGAAUACAGUGUGGCAUUGGCAAUCAAUUUUAAAGAGUCCCAUUUUUAAGCUGAUAAACUAAACAGAAUAAUGUUUAUAAAUGGGAAACCUCAAUAAGCCUUCUUGUUAAUCUCUAUACAGCAGAGGUAAGAGCUUAUUCCCAGUUUGUGUAAAUAAGAGUAAUCCUGAUUCAAGAAAAUUAUCAUAGGGAAGAAUUUGGAAAUAAAUGAAACAAUCCAACUCCAAAUUAAUUCUGAUGUGACACAUUACUACUGCAGGUAAAUAAAUGGCAAAUACCUAACAGUGUGAAUAAAUACAAACUUCUGUAUUGUGACACUUCUUCACAGCAGAGUAUUUUAUGCUACAAAAGGAAUAUUCCUUGUAUGUUAUUCAAUAUGAGUAAAUAUACCACAAUCUGGUCUCAAAGCAGAUCUUUUUCUUCCAUAUGUUCCUAUUGUUUCCAUAUGCCCUUUCUGUCAGCUGAAAGCAAUAUAAAAACUAAGCUUGAAAAAUAUACUAAUUGAUUGUAAAUAUUUAGGCAGAAAUUUAUAUGCAUAUUGACAUAUAACUAAUAGAUGUAUAUACAUACAGAUUUGCAUACUGUGUAUUAUGCAUACACACACACGACAAGUCUUGACUAUUUUGUUAGUAUUGGUAACAAAUGUCAGUCAUUUCAGUAUGUAUAUUAUCUGUGUAACAGAUGGGUAUCCAAGACUUUGCUGACAGGAUUUUAGCACUAUUCAAAUAUUUGUUCUUUAGGGUAUGCCAUGGUCUUCUGACAUCGAGAAAAGUGAGUUAAAUAUGUGAGGUUUGACAUAUUGCUACUUACUGGAGGAAAAAUAUCAAGAAACACUACACUUUGCAAUAAUGAAGUACCCUUUUAGAACAAAAUAUGCUGCUACUGACUUGUGUAUUUAUAAAUAAAAGAAUGAUCCAAUGAAGAAUCCAUCUAUCUUUCUCUUUGGCAUCUGUAAAUGGAUAGUGCCACAAAGGUUGUUGUCAUAAUUUGAAUGUGCUUCCACUCAGAGUAAUAUUUUGGAAUCAUAUCACUGAAAUUAGUAGUGUUGUUCAGACAUGCUCAACUAUUGUUAUGUAGUUGUUCUAAAGUAAAGAAGUGGCUGGCUUUGAUAUUUCUUGAUUUUUCUCAUCUUUCUUUGAAUUGGUAAGUUUAUUUCAAAGGCUAAAUGGUGUAACUUCAAAAAGCA
This is a messenger RNA of Oenanthe melanoleuca, 7684 nucleotides long. It is a transcript of the gene LRATD1, whose product is annotated as LRAT domain containing 1. Lineage: Eukaryota; Metazoa; Chordata; Aves; Passeriformes; Muscicapidae. The transcript is spliced from 2 exons. The coding region runs from base 158 to 1012 and encodes 284 amino acids. The record is from RefSeq and is a predicted model, not a curated record.